GCCAGUGAGAGUCAGAUCAGGGCCGACGAAACGGAUACAGGGACAACAGAUAUGAGAGAUCAGACCGGGAUGGAUAUAGGGACGGAAGAUAUGAGAGGACGGGUUGAGAUGGAUACAGAAGUGGCGGAUAUAAGAGAGGAGAUCGACCCGAUGAUUCACGCAGGCGAUACGACCGAGGAGACCGACGUGAUGAUUCACGCGGGUGGUACGACCAAGGAGACCGACGUGAUGAUUCACGCGGGCGAUACGACCGAGGAGACCGACGUGAUGAUUCACGCGGGUGGUUCGACCAAGGAGACCGACGUGAUGAUUCACGCGGGCGAUACGAUCGAGGAGACCGACGUGAUGAUUCACGAGGGCGAUACGAACACGGAGACCGCCGCAAUGACUCGCGGGGCAGGAAUGAGAGGGGGAUACGGCGCGUCGUCCGAUCGGUAUCGGAAGUCCCCUGACCCCAGAGCAGCGAGAGGUUCAACCUCCAGAGGCAUGGACGAAAGGCCACCCACCCCCAGGAACUCUUGCGUCUACUGUAGAGGGGAUGAUCAUAUCAAGAGAGAUUGCCCGGACCUUAAACGGGCAAUAGAUGAGGGGCUUGUCGUGCUUGACGACCGCAAGUACGUCAAGUGGGCAGAUGAUCUGGGAGAUGUAUCGAUGUUCCCUUCGAUGAAGGAGAAUGUCGAAGCAAGGAAAGUAAAGCCGAGUAAAGGAAAGGAACCGGUCAGGGGUCAGAGCAUCAAGAUGACUUUUGAGGGGGAUAUGGCGACCACACCCAUAAGGGUGGCAGCCACCAAGUCGGCGAGAGGAUCUACAUCGAAGAAGACUGACACGGAUUACGUGAUGGCAGAGAAGGACGGAGAACGGAUCAAUGGAGAAGAGGUUAUUCUUUCGCCGCGGAAGCGGGGAGUGAAGAAGUUUUUGAUGAAGAGUUCGCUGGAUGAGAUUGACACGGUCGAGCUACUGAGGCGGGCCCUUCGGCAGCCCAUGUAGUGCUCUAUUUUAGAAUAUCUGGCGGCAUCCAAGCGGGCUCGGGAUGAGUUACAGAUGAUCACGCAGAAGACUCGCAUACCUCUAUCAAGGGAGGCUCAGGGGGGCCCUAAGGCGGAUGUUCCUACUGUAGCAGUAACGGGGGUGACUGCCAGAGCGGAUUGCAUGGCAAAAG
This is a messenger RNA of Chara braunii, 1159 nucleotides long. Lineage: Eukaryota; Viridiplantae; Streptophyta; Charophyceae; Charales; Characeae. The record is from the annotation of a GenBank genome assembly.